GGCCGAUGUAAUCGGGAAAAGCCGCCGUGCAAAUAUUUCCAUCCACCGCAGCACCUGAAGGACCAGCUUUUGAUAAACGGGCGUAAUCAUUUAGCUUUGAAGAAUGCGCUGAUGCAGCAGAUGGGCCUCACACCGGCCCAGCCGCUAGUGCCUGGCCAGGUACCAGCAGUGGAGGCACCGGCACCUCCGGCACCACACCAUCACCUUCAACAGCAAAUCCAGCAGCAACUUCUCGCUACCCACGCCUUUAUGGCGACGAACCCGUACCUGACCGGUAUGCCGCAGGUUGGCAACACGUACAGCCCGUACUUCGCGCCGAGUCCGAUCAUGCCAGCGAUCAUGGGCCCGGCGGAUCCAACAGGAGUCGGGAGCCCGUUGGGCGUGGUGCCGCAGACGGUGGCGAUGCCGCAGAAGAUGCCACGUACCGACCGCCUCGAGGUAUGUCUACCACCAAACUACAUUCAACAACAACAACAACAGCAACAACAACAACAACAACAGCAUGGGGCCCAACACGGCGCAGCCGGGGCCUCAAGGUGCCCGAUGGCCGCGCCCAAUACCGUGUACCAAGUGCCGGCCGGUCCCCCCAAUCAGGUGUCACCCGUUUCCACGAUGCAAUCUGUCAAUCAUCCGCCAUCCCCGACCACCAUCACCACCACCUCCUUCUGUACCCCGUUGCACAAUCCACACGCCCACCACCACCCCAUCCACAACCUGAUCUACGUCCACGCGUACUAUUGAAAUCGAUCGACGUCGUCGAUGCAGCUCUCUUCUUUCCCCCUUUCUUUUCUCACUCACGUUUUAUCGUUUUCUCACCCCACUUUCGCGCGUGCCGGCACCGCCGGUUCUCUCGCGUCUUCUUACGCCUUACGUUUCGUACCUUGCCGCCUCCUCGGCGUCCACCACGGGAUCGUUCCCAUCGUGGAUCGCUCAACGCUUUCGGAAAGAAGAGACCGGUCAACGCCGUUGAUUUUCACGCCGUUCGGGAGUAGAUGCUCGGGGGAGAACAUUCCCAGGCUGGGGAACUUGGCUGGCUCGCUCUCGUUCUCUCGAAAGUCGGCACGCGUUUUUCGCGGAACGAGAACGGAAUCUCCCGGUGAUGAAUCUUAUAUUUAUAUGAUAUGUAUUGUAUUCGAUAAACGGUAUAAUCUGCUCUCUCCGGGAAAUAAAGACGAAAAAUAAUACACCGAAAAAGAAGAAAAAAAAAAGAAAGGGAGAGAGAAAACACACGUCGCGAAAUAAAAAAAGAAAGGGAAAAAAAUUCAGCUUCGUUGCCGCUCUAUUCCGGCUAGACGAGCCGAGAACAGAAAUUAUUUUAUUCGAUUCCCGUUCGAUCGGGAUCGGGAAUUAUCGGGAUGUUUCAGCGUUGUCGCGCCGGAUCAUCCGGCAAAAAAAAGAAAAAAAAAAAAAAGAAAACACUGCACCGUGACGAUGAUUUCACGGGUCGCUUGUAGCCAGGAGAACGAACUGGAGCGAAACGAAGCUCGCUAAUGACGGAACAGAAGGGGCGAGAGUAUGGGAUGUAAAAGGCGGGGCCCGAGAUAGUGGAAAUGGGCUAUACGAUUUCUAUAUAAUCUUUUCAGUAAUCACUUAGUACGGUUAUCAUAGCACUGUACUGUAUAUGGUGUACGGGGGAUCUCGGCUACGAUAAGUGAAAAUCGCAUUACACGACGGUAGAGGGUAGAGUUUUUUCGAGUCUGCUUUUUUUUUUUCUUUUUUUUUUUUUUUUUCCUGUUUAAUUGCGGAGAUUGUACACCGACAACCGAAAAAAAAGAAAGAAAGAAAAAAAAAAAAGAAGAAACAACUGUUAAUGGCAACGACGAAACGAAACGUGAUGAUAAUUGUUACUACUAGGGAGAAGAGUAGGUGG
This is a messenger RNA of Frieseomelitta varia, 1870 nucleotides long. RefSeq names its product protein muscleblind-like. Lineage: Eukaryota; Metazoa; Arthropoda; Insecta; Hymenoptera; Apidae. The transcript has 4 exons. The annotation marks the transcript as partial. The record is from RefSeq and is a predicted model, not a curated record.